UGAGAAUUGAGGGCAUGAGAGAAUAAAGCAGUUUCUGUGUGUGGGAUGUUGAAUAGAGGUGUUGAGAUUGGGAACAACAAAUCAUACAGUUUCGCAGUAAUUCAAAGAAAAAGAAAACACAAAAUGGGGGUUCCUGCGAGCAGAGUUACACAAACUGUUAUUUGUGAGUGGAACCAUCAGAUAAGAAAAAUGUGAGCACAGAGGUGGCAGAAACAAAUGAGAUCAAAAGCAGGAAGCUCAGUGAAGCACUGUACUCACACAGAGGUGGUUUUGCUUUGUUCUUCUUUUGAUAUUUUUUGGAGCACACAGUUUUAUUCAGUUAAAGCCCCUACACUUAACUCUAUCUACACAUGCAGCGGGGAGAGCGGUGAAACUCUGGUACCUGGGAGUAAUAUUACUUUCUUUUGACUCAGCAACAUCAGCUUCAGAAAGUAAAGAAGUUCUUUGAGUGGAAGUCAUCAUUCUCUAAGAUUAAAAACAUGGAGAACGUGACUUCAGGCUAUGAUUACAUGUCAGAUUACCAAGAUGAAGGACUCUGCAAUCUCGACCCCAACCCCACGGAGGUCGUCGUCCAGACUUACAUUCACUCCAUCAUCUGUGCCUUCGGCCUGAUUGGCAACGCUCUCGUAAUCGUCACCUACAUAUUCUACAAGAGAACCAAGACGAUGACGGACGUGUACCUCUUCAACAUGGCUGUGGCAGACCUGAUCUUUGUGGUGGCCUUGCCGUUCAUCAUAUACAAUGAGCAGCAUAAUUGGUUAAUGGGUCCCGUGGCUUGCAAGAUCCUGCGGUCAGCCUACAGUAUCAACCUCUACAGUGGCAUGCUCCUGCUGGCGUGCAUUAGCUGUGAUCGUUACAUUGCUAUAGUUCAGGCGAGAAGAUCCUUCGGUGCUCGCUCGCGCGCUCUUAUCUACAGCCGCCUCAUCUGCUCCGCCGUUUGGGCGUUUGCAGUGGCUUUAACUCUGCCCACGCUCAUCUACACUGAGCGCUUUGAAGAGCAGAGUCUGGGGGCUGACACCGUCACCAUGAUAUGUCAGCUGUCUUUCAGCAGGAAUGAAACGGCAAAGCUGAUGAAGGUGCUGGUUCCCAGCCUUCAAAUGGCCAUUGGCUUUGUGCUGCCUCUGUCGGUGAUGGUGUUCAGCUAUUCCAGCAUCAUGUGCACCUUGCUGACAGCACAGAGCAGCCAGAGGCACAAGGCUGUGCGUGUGGUUUUGGCAGUUGUUGUAGUUUUCAUCGUGUGCCACCUUCCCUACAACGUGACUCUGCUGAUACACACCCUCUCGCUCUUUAAGGAGAGGAUAUGUGAGGCGGAGAAGAUUAAACUCCAAGUUCUGGCCAUUUCCAGGGGCGUAGCCUACCUCCACUGCUGUCUAAACCCCAUCCUCUAUGCCUUCAUCGGGGUGAAGUUCAGGAGCCACUUCCAGCAAAUAAUGUUGGACUUAUGGUGCUUUAGCAGAAAGUACAUCUACUCUGCUCGCUCCUCACGUGGAACUUCAGAUUUUUGCGUCUCAGGCGUGAAGCCUUCAGAUGGCUCCAACAACAUGUCAUCAUUCAGUGCAUGAUGCUGCAGCCUUUUAAAGGAGAUAAUUAGCGAUGCUAAUGCUUCAGGAGCUCCCAUCUUCCCAAGCUGUUACUUUGCUGUAGCUGUAUGUACUGUAAGCGGAGAUAAAAACAUCUGUACAAAAUGUGCUUAGAUAAAAGGAGAUGUUUUGUAUUUGAAAUUUACUGCAUCAUGAGAAAACAUUAUUUCAAUAUACAGUACAAUAUUGUAGGACAUAGGCAGAGAUUAAACAGUCUGUCACUUUCUAGCUAAAUGUAAUUUGUUUGAUGUAAAACAUCAACACAUAUGAUUAAAAGAAAAAAGAAGUAUUGCACUUCAGUAAAACUGAGGUGGUGCCACAGAAGAACAAAAAAGGAAAUAUGGUCACACUCUCUCCUUCCUAAGUUGAAGCGUUGAAUAAUGAACAGAAGUGUUUUUGCAGAACAUUAUGAUGUCACGGUGAAGUAGACCUUUGAACAUUUGGAUAUAAAAGGUCAUCACUUCAUUUUAUCAUUAUAGACAUUUCAGGUAAAUUUUUUCAUAAUUAGUCAAAAAAUCAAAGCAACAGAGGCAAAGACAUCCUGAUUUUUAGUCUGUAGUCUGGAUCAAAGUAAGAAAAUGCUGGAGCCUACAUUUCACAUAAUGCAACCAAUAGCACCUUAUUGUCAGAAAUGCACUGUCUACCAAACACCCAUGUCUUUCAAAAGCUUCCAGUUUGUAACACAGGCUUUCUAUUAAUAAUUUGUUAACCGAGCCCAAAAUGAUUUCGAUUUCGAUAUAUUCAGAUUAAAGUGACAUUUAUGUGUGCGGUCAGGAAUUCCCCGUAUAAAUAUGCAGAAAAACAAAACAAUUACUUGAAAAGCUGCUCAGUUACUGUGACUGUAACUUGAUCACAUGCACCUGUACAGCAGGAAGUGCACAGGUGUAACUAAUGACAAUAACGAUGGCUCCAUUUUAUUCAAGAGUCCCAGUAAAACAUAUCAGCGAGGCACAAUACCACGGGUUCUGUAACUGAACCACCUGGUAAAGAGCCAUUAUUUAUGUUACUGGUAACACCUGUGUUUUCAUCCUAUGACAAGUCCAAAGAGGGAAAAAACUAAAUAUAAUGGAACUUAAAUAUCAUCUUUAGAUCAUUAACCAUGGAAAAAAUGUAGUAGUGUAUUAUGACUCAAAAUAACACCCACACAUAAAAAACUCCCAUCCUACUAUCAGAUAGCAAUAUUGUUUCUCUUCAGAAAUUACAAUCCUCCAAGUAAUUUGAAGUCCUGUAUUUUGUUUGUUUGUUUUAAAUUCAGAUAACAUUUUUUCCUCCCUUUGCUGAGCAGGUUAUAGAUUCAAGCAAAUCCCAAUGUUAAGGUCCAUGUGUCUGCUAAUGACAUUAUUCUCUAUGUAAUUCAGAAAUCAAUGAUUGAUCUUUAUAUUAUUGAUCCAAUUAGAUCUAUUCUUGAAUUUUGAACAAGUUUCCUCACACAAAUAUCCAACCACAUGUAUUGAUGAUGCAUUAUCCUUAAUCAAAGCUGGUUUUGUUGCUUUUAUUUAUAUCUUUAACAAUAUAACCCGAGUGACUGAUGUAUGAUUGUGACGCAUUUGGUUAUUUCUCUCUUAUUCUCAUGUUACCAUGAUGAUAGCAUCCUGUUUGCUUCUAUUUUUAUGUAUAUGAUUUUGACUGAGUCUGCUUGUUUUUUUAGGUGCUGUAUAAGAGGCUAAAGUCCUCACAUUUUUGAUCUUACUAUACUGUCACUUUAAUUUCUACAAAUUAUCUAGAACCAUAUAUCUCAUUGUGUUAUGCUUUUAUAAAGUUUUGUCAUUUUGUAUUUUAUAAAUCUAAUUGUAUUCUUUUACUGUAUCCACUCAAUAAACAGUGUGUCUGA
Seriola aureovittata is the source of this 3411-nucleotide messenger RNA. It is a transcript of the gene ccr6b, whose product is annotated as chemokine (C-C motif) receptor 6b. Gene Ontology annotation, molecular function: chemokine receptor activity. Lineage: Eukaryota; Metazoa; Chordata; Actinopteri; Carangiformes; Carangidae. The transcript is spliced from 2 exons. Gene Ontology annotation, biological process: G protein-coupled receptor signaling pathway; chemotaxis; immune response. The coding region runs from base 480 to 1562 and encodes 360 amino acids. Gene Ontology annotation, cellular component: membrane. The record is from RefSeq and is a predicted model, not a curated record.